AUGAGAGGUGGGCCUCGAGUGUUAUCAAAUCACUGUCCGAUGAUUGUUGAAGAUACAAGGGUGAGUGGGAGCCCAAGACCAUUUAGAAGUUUGGACUCUUGGUUCACAUAUGAGGGAUUUCUGAGGAUGGUGAAAGAGGAAUGGAGGAGCUUGAGGGAUUAUCAAUUCACAAGCAAGCUGACAAUACCAUUGAGAAAGUGGCAUAGAGAAAACUUUGGUGACAUGGAUGAUAGAAUAAAGAGAUUUGAGGAUGAGAUAAAAAAGAUUGAUGAUAUGAUUGAUAGAGAAGAGGCUACAGCAUUGGAAGUAAUGCCCUUUGCUGCGAAAAUUAAAAAGGUAGUUUGGGAUUGUGAGUCGACUAAAGCUCCAGGCAAUGGCAGGUAUAACAUGAACUUUAUCAAAAAGUAUUGGGAUGAGAUUGGUAAAGAAUUCACUCCAGCUGUAAUAGGGUUCUUCGAAAGUGCUAAAUUACCAACGGAUGCGAAUGUAAUGUAUGUGGCAUUGGUGCCAAAAUUUGCAGGUGCGAAGGAGAUCAAAGACCUUCAACUAAUUAGUAUGGUUGGAUGUGAGUACAAGGUGAUAUCGAAGGUAUUGGUGAAAAGGAUGAGGUCAGUGAUAUCAGGUUUAGUGGGAGAGACACAUAAUGCAUUUGUGAAGGGACAGAAAAAACACAACAAAGCACUCAUUGCAUGUGAAACGGUUCAAUGA
This is a messenger RNA of Arachis ipaensis, 708 nucleotides long. The record is from RefSeq and is a predicted model, not a curated record. Lineage: Eukaryota; Viridiplantae; Streptophyta; Magnoliopsida; Fabales; Fabaceae.